AUGAAAAAAGGUCCCUCCUGGCAAACAGUCUCAUUGUGCUCACGGGCAGCAGAAUGAGAAGAUGCAGUUGGACGGAAACGUGAUGAGGGACCACGGCUUACUGAUGUGAAUUAGCUCCACAGAAUAUUGGCAGCGUCAAAAGCAGUCCUAUCAAGCUCAUACUGUGGCGGAGCACCUUUUUGAACAGACAGUAAUGUGAAAUACCUCUGAGAGCAAAUCCUAUGGUGGCAGGCCAAUGUCUGGACAUGGGCAACGGUUCAAUCAAGGUCCCACGCGCUGAGGAGAGCAACGGCCUAACCUCCAUCCACCCAGUACCUCCAGGGCUGGACACAGACAUUUUGAGGAUGCGAAUCAACUACCUGGAGUUGGAGUUGGUACAGAGGAACCAAGCAUUAGAAGCUCAAGAACUUCAGUUGCAGCAUCUGCAGAAAGAGCUCGAUGCCAAGAUGUCCCAGAUUGACAAACUACAGGAUGCAAUAGGGUACAACAGCAGCUUGGGAUGUACACCGCCAGGAAUGUGUCACCGCCGCUUCAGUGUCAUCAAUGAAGGUCCCAGUCAUUUCCACAAGGUCGCCGUGGAGGUCCAUCAUAGGUUGAAAGCAAAGAAAGGUGUCUCUGCUGAACCUACUUCUGAAAACUUCUGUGGGGGGCUGAGAUCUACUCACAUUUCCAUGGUGAAGCCCAUCCACAAAGAUUCAGAAAUUAAAAAGUUAAUAAAUGACGCCAUCACAAAUAAUGACUUCUUGAAGAGACUGGAGCCACAGCACAUGAGGGCGAUGGUUGACUGUAUGUAUGAGAAGGUGUACACCAAAGGAGAGCUUGUCAUACAGGAGGGUGAAUCUGGAAACUACCUCUAUGUUUUAGCAGAUGGCUUGCUGGAAGUCACCCAAAAUGGCAAGUUGCUUAGUGAGAUGCUGCCUGGAACAGCAUUCGGAGAAUUGGCAAUUCUGUACAAUUGCAAAAGAACAGCCACUGUGAAAGCUGUGACUCAGUCCAACAUAUGGGCUUUGGAUCGCCAGACUUUCCAGGCUAUCAUGAUGCGGACUGCACAAGCCAGGCAUGAAGAGUAUUACAGCUUUUUGCGCAGUGUGUCUCUGCUUCAAGAACUGCCAGAAGAGAAGCUUGCCAAGAUUGUCGACUGUCUUGAAGUUGACUAUUUUGAAAAGGGAGAGUACAUUAUUCGUGAAGGUGAAGAUGGGAAUACAUUCUUUAUCAUAGCAAAGGGAGAAGUGAUUGUGACACAAACCACCGAAGGUUUUGCUGAGCCUCAGCAAAUCAAGACUCUGGGAAUUGGGGACUACUUUGGUGAGAAAGCUCUCAUCAGUGAAGAUCUCCGCUCGGCCAACAUCAUCUGCAAUGAGAAUGACACACAAUGUCUGGUGGUGGACAGAGACAACUUUAACCAGAUGGUGGGAACCUAUGAGGAACUUCAGGUUUACCUCAAGGAAUAUGUAGAAGAACUUUCCAGGAGUGAUGAAAGAAGGAAUGCCAUGCUGCAUUCACCACAGAUUGAUUCUACAGAAGCCCAAGAGCUUAGAAGGUUGAAGGAGAGAAUUGUCCAUUUACCACAUAAUCAGCCUUUCCAACAGUUGGAGGUGAUAGCAACACUGGGCAUGGGAGGAUUUGGACGAGUGGAGCUGGUGAAGCUGAAAGGCGAGGACACGACGUUUGCUCUGAAAUGCAUUAAGAAGAUGCAUGUUGUUGACACCAGACAGCAGGAACACGUUUAUUCUGAGAAGAACAUCCUUCAACAAACCAACUCGGCAUUCAUCAUCAGGUUAUUUCGGACAUUUCGUGACAAUAAACAUAUCUACAUGCUGUUGGAGGUGUGUCUUGGUGGAGAGCUGUGGACGGUGCUGCGUGACAUGAAUUAUUUUGAUGAACCCACAGCCAGAUUUUGCAUAGGUUGCGUCUUAGAGGCUUUUGAUUAUCUUCACACCAUGGGUAUCAUAUAUCGAGACCUCAAGCCUGAAAACCUUCUACUUGAUGCAAAAGGUUAUGUUAAAAUGGCAGACUUCGGUUUUGCGAAAAAGAUUGGUCUUGGAAAGAAGACUUGGACUUUCUGUGGGACCCCAGAAUAUGUGGCACCAGAGGUCAUAAUGAACAAAGGCCAUGACUUUGGAGCUGACUGCUGGUCUUUAGGAAUCCUCAUAUAUGAACUUCUAACUGGCAAUCCCCCAUUUGCUGGAUCAGACCCCAUAAAGAUCUACACAAUGGUCCUCCAUGGCAUUGAGAAGGUUGACUUCCCAAAGAGAAUUGGCAAGCGUCCAGAAGACCUCAUCAGGAGACUCUGCAAAUUAAACCCAGUUGAAAGGGUGGGGAACAAAAAGAAUGGGAUCAUUGACAUCAAGAAACACAAAUGGUUCCAGGGCUUCAAUUGGCAGGGACUGAAGCAUCACAAGCUCCUGUCUCCCCUAAAGAGAGAGCUGAAUGGCCCAAUGGAUCACAGUCGCUUUGACAUCUUUCCUCCUGACAAAGAAAUAACACCCGAUGAGACCUCUGGCUGGGAUAAAGACUUCUAAUUUCUCACACAAAAUGUUCUCCAAUGUCUCCUCAUACAACAAAUGAUGCAGCAUCAUCAGUUCAUAAUCCUGCUAGGCCCAGCAGGAAUCCGCGAUUGCACGAUUGUGGAUUUGCCGCGGAUUUGAAAGCUCUCUGCGGAAUUGAAAGCAGUCCGAGGAAAUAAGGAUGCAGUGAUAAUUUUACAGUUUACCCCCAGCGAGUCCCAGGGCCUCGCUGAUCAGAAAAGUAUGAGUCCCAUAAUGCAUUUAAGGAGUCCCAAAUUUCGAAUUUUGAAAUGGUCUACUUAUUCAAUUGCAUAUGAUAAUAUCACAAACAACAACAAUAUACAUUGAUAAUAGGUUUAUUUCUUAUUAACAAAUGCUGCAAAAAUUAAAACAAUUCAGCAUACAAGAUUAAUAAUAAUAAUACAUUUUAUUUGAAGGCACUUUUCAUCACACUCAUAGACACUUUACAAGAGCUUAAGACAGGAUUAAAAUGUUCACUUAAAACAAGCAUACAUAAUUUACAAUAGCACAUUUACAUGAACAAAAAGCAAAAUGGGUAAAAGAGAUUAAAAGGGUAUUAAAAGCAUUGCG
Hippocampus zosterae (dwarf seahorse) is the source of this 3098-nucleotide messenger RNA. RefSeq names its product cGMP-dependent protein kinase 2. Bases 222 to 2522 code for a protein of 766 amino acids. Gene Ontology annotation, molecular function: ATP binding; cGMP-dependent protein kinase activity. The record is from RefSeq and is a predicted model, not a curated record. The transcript has 20 exons. Gene Ontology annotation, biological process: protein phosphorylation. Lineage: Eukaryota; Metazoa; Chordata; Actinopteri; Syngnathiformes; Syngnathidae.